AUGUCGGUGUCUCUCUCCAGUCACCCCGCAGUGAGGGACAGGAGUCUGGGUGUCUACCCGUCUCUGCCCGGCACGCACUACACAGACGUCCUCAAGGGCGCGCACAGCAUCUUCCAUCCGCUCAAGUCUCUGGGCCGCAUGGUGACCGACGCACAAACAAUCUUGCCGUUUAACUUCGCCGGGACUCCGUCUUUUUUCGGCCACAACAGCCACCAGACCGCGGUGUUCCACGAACAGAUCCUCAACGUGUCCAGCAUGCCAUAUUUCCAGCACAUGCAGCCGUCACAAAGCAUGUACACCAGACAUGACGAGCAGAGCACCGGCUCUCCGUCCGAGUUCAGCAGCCCGUCUAGUGGAAAGUCUUCCUCGGCUUCGUCCACUCCGGUUAAGGACAGUUUCAGCUGCCUGCAGGCCGCAGAUCCAUCGCCAGAACAUACGCGCACCUACAGUUUCACAGAGGAAGACCUCUUCACAGUCCUGUACGGAUAUUCCAAAAAACAAGGGCAAAAUGUUGGACAUGCCAUCUCUGGAUUAUCAUUUCCUCCCGGUGCAGCUGAUCGCCAUCUUCUUCCUGUUGAUACCGAAGGAUUUGAACUUCCAGACGGUUUAUUGAUUCUUCAAACUAAUUGUGGAAGCCUUUCCCAUUAUGGAGUAUUUGCUGAUAAAAGCACAAUUCCAAAAGGCACCAGGUUUGGGCCGUUUCAGGGCAAGCUAGUGAACACAAGUGAGAUCAAAACCUAUGAUGACAACACUCUCAUGUGGGAGAUCUUUGAGAACGGCCGCUUGAGUCAUUUUGUGGAUGGAAGAGGCGCUCCAGGGAAUUGGAUGUCCUUGGUAAAGUGCGCUCGCUUUCCCGAAGAGCAGAACCUGAUUGCGGUUCAGUGUGAAGGCCAGAUAUACUACGAGGCCUGCAAAGAGAUCCGAGCCGGUCAAGAACUCUUGGUCUGGUAUGGAGACUGCUAUGUGCAGUUUCUAGGCAUUCCUCUCACCCUCAAGGAGUUUAUUGAUGACACUGAACCGCUUCCAGCUGAAGAUUCUGGAGAGGGUUUCAAGUGUGAUCGCUGUGGUAAAGUGUUUGCUUACAAGUACUACAGAGACAAGCACCUGAAAUAUACGAGGUGCGUGGAUCAGGGCGACAGAAAGUUCCCCUGCCAUCUCUGCAACAGGUCUUUCGAGAAGAGGGACCGGCUUCGAAUCCACAUUCUCCAUGUGCAUGAAAAACACAGACCACAUAAGUGCUCCGUGUGCGGCAAAAGUUUCUCGCAAUCCUCCAGUCUGAACAAACACAUGCGCGUCCACUCAGGAGAGCGGCCUUACAAAUGUGUCUACUGUAACAAGGCGUUCACGGCCUCCAGCAUCCUCCGCACUCACAUCCGCCAGCACUCCGGCGAGCGGCCGUUCAAGUGUAAACACUGCGGGAAAGCGUUCGCCUCUCACGCGGCCCACGACAGCCAUGUCCGACGGACACACUCCAAAGACAAGCCCUUCUCCUGCGACGUGUGUGGAACCACUUUCCAAGAAGCACAAGAGUUGAAAUAUCACAUGAAGACGCACAAAAAACGACCAAUUUUGGACAGCACUGUUGUUGUUCUUCCUGGAGAUGAAAACUCGCUCUUCCCCACCAAAGAUUCUUUACAUGCACAGAAACAGCUGGGAGACAAUUUCUCUUUUCCCGGGAUGACCGGCAUCACCUCCGAAUACAGACCCUGGAACUAA
This is a messenger RNA of Labeo rohita (rohu), 1716 nucleotides long. RefSeq names its product PR domain containing 14 (gene prdm14). Gene Ontology annotation, biological process: regulation of transcription by RNA polymerase II. The coding region runs from base 1 to 1716 and encodes 571 amino acids. NCBI's taxonomy places the organism in Eukaryota, Metazoa, Chordata, Actinopteri, Cypriniformes, Cyprinidae. The record is from RefSeq and is a predicted model, not a curated record. Gene Ontology annotation, molecular function: protein binding; RNA polymerase II transcription regulatory region sequence-specific DNA binding. The transcript has 8 exons. Gene Ontology annotation, cellular component: nucleus.